This is a messenger RNA of Porites lobata, 5078 nucleotides long. Lineage: Eukaryota; Metazoa; Cnidaria; Anthozoa; Scleractinia; Poritidae. The record is from the annotation of a GenBank genome assembly.
AAACUGCAGUUUGAUGAAGGUUGUGUGAAACAUGAGUGGUGUUUCCUUUGUGUCUGAGGCCGAACUUGACGAAGUACGUGAAAAACGACAAAAAGAGUGGGAGAAAGUAAGAAAAGAAGAUGAUCCUCUUGGUAAGUACUAAGUCGUUAUUUAACUUUAUUGGCAAAAGAUGCAAUUGUAAACAAAGUGUUCACAGAUUUCCUCUCUGAAAUAAAUCCUAUUUUGAACUGCAGAUGAAGAUAUGAAAGUGAACAUGAUCUUUGCAGUAGAAUGAACAACCUAAGCGGUUGAAAAAGAACCUGAAAAUAUUCAGGCUUGACCAAGAAGAGAGUGUUUCGUUUGGUCAUUGCAAAGGUGUGAGUUCCUGGUCAAGCCUGUUUUUUUCAAGUACUUUUCCAACCACUUAGGUUGUUCAUUCUACUGUGUAGAUCAUGUUCAUUUAAAAGUAAACUCUCUCUUAAAAGAUGUCUCCAUAAGACAGACAUCUCAUACAAACAAACACCUAGAGCUGACUCUCAGUAAGAUGAACAUCGCUGCAAAACAACCACAUAGUGUCAGUACCAAAGAUGUCCAUGUGGUGGAGAGUUGACUAUAUUCAUAGCCAGUUUAAAAUAGUGCAUUUCAUCACAUGAAUAUUGCUCCUCUAGCUCUUCUGCAAUAAAAUCUCAGCUUUUUGCACUUGAGUCAAAACGGAUCUCCUUUGGUAACCUCUUGAAGGGAAUGGCCAUUUCAGAAUAAAAUGAGCCUUCAACGUACAAAAAUCAGUGUUAUUGCCCAUUUCUGAUCUACAUGUACACGCCUGUAUGCAAUUAAAUUGGCGUACAGUUGCAGUGGCCCCAUCGUCGGAGACCCAGGGGCAGAUAAAGGGGGCGAGGGAAAGUCUAAACGGGCGGAAAAAUAUAUAUGGAACCAAGAAAAGUAAAGAACGGCGAGAAGAGCCCCUGGGAACAAUGUCUUACCAGACCAGUUCCAAACGGUCGCCGCUGUUCUGGCUUCUGAUUGGUGCCAGAAAACUUGUGUUUUUCUGGCACCAAUCAGAAGCCAGAACGGUGGCGACCGUUUGGAACUGGUCUGGUAAGACAUUGUCCCCAGGGGCUCUUCUCGCCGUUCUUUACUUUUCUUCGUGCCAUAUUUUUCCACCCGUUUAAACUUUCCCUCGUCCCCACUAUCUGCCCCUGGGUCUCUGAGGAUGCAGUGGCCCCAGUAAAGUAUUUUAUGCUAUGAGCAUAUGAAAACAGACAAGUGUAGGUUCUUUUUUUUGCCAGAGUGUCCUGAACAAGUCCAUGACAAUAAGACUCUUUAUGAGCGAUUACAGGAACAGAAACAGAAAAAGCAAGAUGAAUGGGAUGAACAGCAUCAGCUGAGUAUGUAUACCAACCAAUUGUGUGAUAAUUAUGGCUGAAACUUUUUCCUCACAGCAAGCCCUCUAAACAAUAUGAACCAGUUCACACCAAAAGGUAUUUUAAGUGGGCCCCAUGGUUUUUUUGCAAUUCUUUGCAACUCACGAAUAAAAGUCACAUUCACUAACCAACCAUGAAGUGACCUGUGAGCUAACCUGUGACCAGCUUUUUAGCCCCACUGUUGUUGCUGCUGUCUCCUAGAGAUGUUCAUGAUUGUAUUAAUCACUGGUAUUUUCUUUCAGAAAACAUGAUACGAGGUCUUGAUAGUGAUGAAACACUAUUCCUUGACCUGGUUUCUAAACAGCAAGAAGAAAUAGCCAGUCGGAGAUUUAAUGAAGAGUCUCAGGAAAUAAGAGAAUAUAGGGUACGUUAGCAGCUAUCAAUUUGGAACCAUUAGGAUUUUCUCUUUAGCCCAUCCAUUUGUACCGCCAUUACUAUAUUUAACAUCUGCGUGAGUUGUUUGACAAAUUCAAUUGACUGCACAAAGAAAAUUUCAUUCUCCUCAUGUUGGUGUUCCAACACAGUGAAUUGGUGUCCAUAUUGGUGUACCAAGCCAAUCUACUAGGAUUUGAACUCUUUUCUUAUGUAAACACAUUCAUUAUUUUGUUAUAAUGAAUUUGCAUAGCUACUGCUCAUGUGAGUGAAGUGCUCUAUUGAUAAAAUUCUUGUACAGUCUUAUACAGGGGUAUGUGUAUUCCAAGUGUGAGAAAUAAAUCUCCAAACUGAAUUAAAACUAAAUCAUUACAAAUUCUGUCGUUUUUCUUCGGUCUGCAGGAUGCAGUUUCUCAGUUUCAAAGUACAGUAGCUGUGCCUGCAGACAUCAAACUGCCUGGGUCAGCAGUAUUAAAUACGAAAUCUUCUCAAGAGUCUGGCACCAAAAAAUCCCAGUUACAACUAAUUGCAGGAGCAAUAAAAAGGAAAGGGUAGGUUUGACCUGCAUUUAGGGAAAGUUCAUUUAAUAUGACAAGGGGGGGGGUGACGAUAUUGAGGGGGGGCUCCAAAAGUUUUUAGACACCCGAAGGGGGGGCUCUGAAAAAAUUGUUGCGCUAGGAAGGGGGGCUCCGAAAAUUUGUAUACUUCAAAACCAACACAUGACAUCAUCAUACAGAUCGGAUGGUUUUCAACUCAACAAUUUAAUGACCUGUGCAACUCAGCUAUAUCACGUGGUUUACAGAUAUAACAAAUGUAGUCUCAGUAAUUAUUACACUCUUGUUCAUCCCAAAAAUGCUUUAGAAAAUUGUAUCACAACUGUAUCUCAACUUUGUCAUAGUAUAAACCAUUGAAGACAAUAACGGUAAAUAUAUUUAAUACAGUCUAGCGAUCUUUUUUCAGGGGAGCAAAGGAAUUGAAGGAGGAGGGGGGGGUUCUGAAAUUUUUUCGACUACCAAGGAGGGGGCUCCUAAAAAAUUGAACCGCUUAGCGAGGGGGGCUGCUAAAAUUUCAAGCUUCGAGUUUCAAUAUCUUCAUCCCCCCCCUUGUCAUAUUAAAUGAACUUUCCCUUAUAGUUUGAAAGGCCAUUUACAAAUGAAUGAAUGGGUGAGGUUCAAAUGAAGUUAGUUCAGUUUAAACUGAGUUUAAAAAAAAUUCCCUGCUCGCACAGAAGAAAGUUAAUUUACGUGGCUGCACUACCACAAAAAGGGUCAAAAGGUGACAUUUCAAGUCUUAGCCCAGCCAUUUGAGUUUGUUGCCAUAGGACACCCAAUGUCUUGUUACUUUGUAGGAUUUUGUCAGAGCAAAUAAAGCACUUAUGUGGGUGUGUGGAAACAACAUAACAUGAAAACAAAAGUAGAGGAUGUGGAAGAAGAGUAUAUAUUGCUUCUGUGGGGAUUUGAACUGCCAAUUAAAAAUAUUUAAGACUCUUUCAGACUAUGAGCAGUCUCUCGUUUUUUUGAGUCUGUCCAGCCAAAUGUGGAAGAUAUGAAAAUGACCACAAGCAUGUGCACUGCCUUCACUAAAUCUGAUGAAAAGGAGAGACUGCUUACAGUCUAAGACUCUUUAUAAGGAAAGACCACACAUUGUCCCUUUUUGCAUGUAUAUAAUUAUUCUGAUGAUUUGUGAUAGUCAUGGUACAGCUAAUAAUAAGGAAACAUGCUUUUUGUUCUGAAAAUGUCCUGUUGUUUGUAAAAAUAACAAUAGAAAUGUUUCUUUUUUUAUAUGAUGGAACACAAAGUAAGGAAUGGAUGAAUUGAUUUAGAAAGCGAUGAAACAAGAAAAAAAAACUCAGGGUGCAUUCACUUACCAUGGCUUUGAAGCAAUACAUUAUAAAUUGCUCUUUGAAACGUUUUCUUACCUCUUAACUCAAGAAUGUUUUCCAAUGGGCAAGAGUGUGUCACACGCUGUGUCAAGACUUCUUAACUAAUCCUAGGGCAAAUCAAAACUCACUCACAUGUGAUCAGGUCAUGCACCUUGAAGUCCUAGAACAUCUAUGUGACUCGAAAGGAACAUCAAGUUUUUUUUUUCUUGAUUCCCAAUGUUCUCUCAGGGAAACGUUGAGGAUCUCAGGGAAACAAACUUGCUGUCUGCCUUGGAGCCAGUAAUUAUGUACUUUUUAUCAGCCUUUAACUCAGCCAUUAUGUCCGACCUUCAGAUGGUGAUUAAAAAAACCUCACCUUCCAGUUGCUAAACUUUUUUUUCAUCACAGUUGAAAAGCAUCUAUUCUUGAUGAUCUGAUGAACAUUGAAAGAAAAUAAUUGCAGUAGCUUAUGAUAUAGUUUAAUUUUUCUUUUCUUCAAAAAAUAUGGUCCAUCUUAGGAGAAGAGAGGAAAAUAUGACUGUACAUUUUUUACAUGGCUUCUUUCAGGAAAGAUCAAGUUAGCUUGUGUGCGUCUUUCUUUGCUGUGACCUAAACGUCUCGUUUUCUUUUUAUAGCAACAGUGAGAAGACAUCGCCAGAAAAGAGGACAAAAGUUUGUGAGGAGGUUAAAGAAAGUAAGUUGUCUUUUACUGCCUAUGGCACCUGUUAAGGUUAAUGUGCAGAAGUCCGACUUAAUGUCAGGUUGUUUUCCUGAUGUCAAGUAAAUUGAAGUGUGGCACUGUUAUGUUUCACAUGUUAUUUCAAGCUUUGAAGCAUAAUUCCUCUUUGUCUCACAGGUAUGUUGUACUCUUUGCUAUCUUCGGCAUUCAGUUGUAUCAAACCCAACAUGAAAUGUGAAUGUGCCAACAUGUACACAGCCUGCUUCUCUGCUCUCCGCCAGAAGGGUGACUGUGAACCCCGUUUCCAAGCAUUAAAGUUUUGAUACUUGUCUUGCCCGGCUUGAAACCCUUCUUGGGUUGUAGACGUCCUGUGCUUUCACAGCACAAAGUAAAAGGUCAUCAUUACAGGAGUUGAACUGAGGGCGGUGACUCCCUCUAUGAUGUUAGUUAUAAGAAGAAAUUAUUUUAAAACUUUUAUUGCAUUGCAGUGGUUGCUCAUUUUACAAGAUCACUGGUUUCAAUGUUUGAAAUAAUUUAAUGUUUUUCAGAUCAUACAGCUGUUGGCAAUAAUCAGGAAAACGAAAAUGCAUCAGCCAAGCAACGACACACAAGUUUAGUUGAAAAUAAAACCACGGAUCAACUUCCUGCCAAUGAAGCUAAAACUAAAACAGAGCAAAAUCAAGAAGGGAAGCAAACACCGGUUAUUCCUGGUCUUGGGAUAUAUUCAGAUUCAAGCGACUCAGAUACAUCAGAUUCUGAUGAAUGA